Calliphora vicina (urban bluebottle blowfly) is the source of this 689-nucleotide messenger RNA. RefSeq lists its product as uncharacterized. Lineage: Eukaryota; Metazoa; Arthropoda; Insecta; Diptera; Calliphoridae. The transcript is spliced from 3 exons. The record is from RefSeq and is a predicted model, not a curated record. The coding region runs from base 156 to 689 and encodes 177 amino acids.
GAAAAAAAUUUGGCUGGAUUUUCAAAUAAGUUUCAAACAUCUACAGUAAUAUCAAACAAACAAAACGAAUAAAGUGAAUAAAAAAAAACUUAAAGACUGAACUACUUCACACUGAUCACUUGAACUUGUUCGUUCAUGAACAAUCCAACUCUAAUAUGAAUUUGAAAUUGUACAUAUUCAUAUUUGCUUUAAAUUUAAAAACAUUUAUAUUGGCAUCUAUAAAGUUUACAAAUAUCAAGUGCGAUGAAUUUGAUUCAAAAUUUGCCACUUUCAAAGAAUGUCGUUUAAGAGUUCCGAAACGUGACACAGUGUCAUUAAACUUACAUGUGAAACUUUUUGAAUUACCGGUCAAUAAUGUAACGAUUAAUUUAGCCUUGUUAAAAAAGGCCAAUGGAUAUAAACCAUUUCUGUAUAAUACAACGACUGAUUUUUGUCAUUUUAUGAAGAACCAGAAACGACAUCUAUUUUUGAAAUUUUUUUUCGAUCUGCUGCUCAAAUCUUCGAAUAUUAAUCACACAUGUCCUUUUAAUCAUGAUGUAAUUGUCCGUAAUUUAGUAUUAGAAGAAUAUAUGUUUAAAAUUAUGCCACUGCCAUCGGGCGAAUAUAUGCUUCGGUUGAAAGUGGCUGCCUACAAAGAUUGGAAAGCAGACGUGAAAGCUUAUUUUAAUCGUUUUGGCGAUGGGAUUUAA